ACUGUGACUGAGACUGAGAAUGGGUAAAACACGCAUGUAAUUCCAUUUUAUCUUCCAUGUGUGCCAGCUUAUAUAAAGCGAAAAUAAAUCACGUUCUCUUUCCGACUCAAAAUGAGCCAUGCGCGCUCUUGGUGUCUCUACACCCCUUGCGCGUCCCCGCCCCAUAUCGCUUUGAAAAAGGGAAAGGAAAUCGUCUGAGCGACCAAGAGGAGAUACUGGAAGCAUCUUCUUUCUGUUAGAAGCUACAAGGGAAACUGGUGGAGAAGUCCAAUAUACAACAUGAAGGACCGUACGCAAGAGCUUAGGAGUGGCAAGGAAAAUGACGAACUGGACGAGGUGGCCGUCAGCCUGGACAAAAACCGAUUCAUGGACGAGUUCUUUGAGCAGGUGGAGGAGAUCCGUGGUUUCAUCGACUCCCUCGCUGAGAAGGUGGAGGAGGUGAAGAGAAAACACAGCGCCAUUCUUGCUGCACCCAACCCCGAUGAAAAAACGAAGGCGGACCUGGAACAGCUGAUGACAGACAUCAAGAAACUGGCCAAUAAAGUGCGCUCCAAGUUAAAGAGUAUCGAGCAGUCCAUUGAGCACGAGGAAGGCUUGAAUAGGCCUUCUGCAGACCUGAGGAUACGCAAGACACAGCAUUCCACCCUGUCCCGCAAGUUUGUGGAAGUGAUGUCGGAGUACAACGCCACGCAGUCGGACUACCGGGAGCGGUGCAAGGGUCGGAUCCAGCGGCAGCUGGAGAUCACCGGCAGGAACACGACCAACGAGGAGCUGGAGAGCAUGCUGGAGAGUGACAACCCUGCCAUCUUCACCUCGGGGAUCAUCAUGGACUCCAAUAUCACCCAGCAGGCCAUGAACGAGAUCGAGACCCGGCACACCGAGAUCAUCAAGCUGGAGAACAGCAUCCGCGAGCUGCACGACAUGUUCAUGGACAUGGCCAUGCUGGUGGAGAGCCAGGGGGAGAUGAUCGACCGCAUCGAGUACAACGUGGAGCACUCCGUGGACUACGUGGAGCGGGCGGUGUCCGACACCAAGAAGGCGGUGAAGUACCAGAGUAAAGCGCGGAGGAAGAAAAUCAUGAUCAUUAUAUGCUGUGUGAUUCUGGGAAUAGUAAUUGCAGCCACCGUUGGUGGAACUCUGGCUUAGGAUACACAACAGCUCCAGCAGUGACGCACAUACUGUAACACACACACACACACACACGCACGCACACACAUAAACACAGUACAGUGCAGUAUACACACAAGCAUACACAGACGCACACAAAGACACAUUCACACGUGGACACACCCACACACCCAAGGCAUUCCUGCAGAAAGCAUAUUGCAUACCAACAAAGUGAGAGUGUCUAAGGAAGACAUAUUUCUUAUGCAUGAGUUCCUUUUUUUGUAAAUGUGUGGUUCUGCGAUGUGUUUACCUGGGUGUUGAAUGUUAUAUGACAAAAGUUUUAAAAACUUCUUGUUUUUUUUUUUGUUUUUUUUGUUUUUUGUUUUUUGUUUUUUUGAGGUCCAAUGUGAAAAAGGGGAGGGGUCAUUGGUGAUCUCGAAAAUGAUACUGUUGCACACACAUUCCGACUUGAAAAUUUUCUUUUUUUAUGUCAAAUAAAUAGCCUUUAUUUACAGUACUAAUCAUCUCUUAGAUGAGUCAAGUGAGGAAGGUAUGCUGUGUACACACUUAUCGAGAGAUAUACAGACACUGCGAUGAUAAGUGUUUUAUUAGAGGAAGAUAACCAUCGCUAGACUCGUGUGUUAACCUCUGAAAAGGAGAGUUCAAAUUAGCGCAGUCGAAGCAUAUCAACCUACCUGGCUGCCCCCUUCUCACCCCUUGACGUGCAGUAUGUCUAAACGUAACGUUUGCAUGAUUUUCUUCAAGAUAUAACAUUGUUCGGUGGAACAAAAAAGUUGUGACGGAACUUGUAUUUUAAUCCUUGCUUUAAAAAAAAAAAUAAAAAAAAACAGCCCGAACUGCCACUU
This is a messenger RNA of Anguilla anguilla (European eel), 1973 nucleotides long. RefSeq names its product syntaxin-1A-like. The transcript has 10 exons. The record is from RefSeq and is a predicted model, not a curated record. Gene Ontology annotation, molecular function: SNARE binding; SNAP receptor activity. Gene Ontology annotation, cellular component: synaptic vesicle; endomembrane system; SNARE complex. Lineage: Eukaryota; Metazoa; Chordata; Actinopteri; Anguilliformes; Anguillidae. Gene Ontology annotation, biological process: intracellular protein transport; synaptic vesicle fusion to presynaptic active zone membrane; exocytosis. The coding region runs from base 280 to 1146 and encodes 288 amino acids.